This is a messenger RNA of Myxocyprinus asiaticus (Chinese sucker), 4275 nucleotides long. RefSeq lists its product as uncharacterized. The coding region runs from base 185 to 2149 and encodes 654 amino acids. The record is from RefSeq and is a predicted model, not a curated record. Gene Ontology annotation, cellular component: SCF ubiquitin ligase complex. The transcript has 5 exons. Lineage: Eukaryota; Metazoa; Chordata; Actinopteri; Cypriniformes; Catostomidae. Gene Ontology annotation, biological process: SCF-dependent proteasomal ubiquitin-dependent protein catabolic process.
UAUACGUAAUCUGUUGGAUACACUUCUGUACUUUAUUCAUUAUUGUACAAACGGGGAAAUAGAAGGUGUUUGCUUUCUACACACAAAUCGGAAGGCUGAUUAAGGAUACAUUAUUGUCGAAUUUGUCAAACCCAUGAAAAUACACGUUGUUCCUGAGACCAGGAAGUGACAAUCAGGGUGAGAUAUGCCCUUGUUUCGCCAACUCGAGCCCACACCAGAGAGGGAACGACAGAGAAGGAAAAAAUGCAAGAAUGACUGGACUGAGGAUGAGGACAACCCUUCCACACUGGUUUGCCUUUGUCUCCAAAGCCUAGCUGAGAACAUGAAGGAAAUGUGGGCAAAAGAUUACACUGAGAAAUACAUGGACCAAUAUUUCUUCAGAUACGUCAUGGGUCCCUUCAGUUCACUUCCGGGUGAGUUGCUGGAGGAGCUGUUGCGUAUCCUGUCUAGACAGAAUCUGUUGACACGUGCAGCCCUACACCUUCUUCUUCUUCCACAACUCAACUGUCUUUCUCUCACAUUGUCAUGCAGCCUCGUCAAUGCAAACCUAUGCUCUCUCAUCAAGAUACGCUGCCAGAAUCUUCAGUAUCUGGAUCUCAGUGGUGCACAGAAUGUGUCGUCUUCAGUGCUGUGUGAGAUGCUUGGCAGCCUGCACCGUCUCAGUUCUCUAUUCCUGACAGGAACCCUGUGUGAUCAGAGGGUGAUAUCGGUGGUGGCCCGCCACUGUCCCAGGCUGAAACAUGUGGAUGUGUCACGAUGCCUGCAUCUCACCCCUGCAGGCCUGCUCCCUCUGGCCUACCAAGAGCCCCAUGUUAGGAACGUGAAAACCAUAAGCAGUCUGCUUGCUUUAGAUAUCGGUUUGGCAGACACUGAAGGCGAUGCCGUGGCUGCUGGUGCAUUCCUCCUCCUCAGCUUGCCCAAUCUUCAGAGGGUGGCACUAGAAGGACUGGGACAGGCUUGUGUUCUCAUACAGAACAGGGAGUUUGAAGUGACCGAGGAGUUCACUAGUCGAGAAGGGUUGCCAAGUCUAAAAGAUUUAUGGGUUAUGAGGAUACAGGAAGAUCACUUGAAAGACAACAGUUUACAGAGCACAGAUGGAGAGGGAAGCUUUGCAUUAGAAGGAAAAAUAGAAGAAUGGUUGUCAUUAGAAGACAGUCAGACUGAUAAGAGAAGACAGAGAGAUGGUGCUAGAGAUACUACAGAGUUGAUUGGAUGUAAAGGGAUUUCAGAAGAGGAUUAUGAAAAGGAUAGGAGGAAAAUCAGGGAUUUUAAUGGAAGGGACAGUGUGACAAUGUGUCUCAGGGAUGUACAAGGAGUGUCUCUGAAUACCUUGGAGGCAGUAGGGAAGAUCUGCCCUGACCUGUCUGUCCUGUCAUUGGACUGUCUUCAGCGUAGUGCUGAAGAGGAUGAUGAUGGUGAUGACAGUUUCAAACAGGCUACAGCUUUAGCCAGAGGACUUGGUCGGUUUUCUCACCAGCUGCGCUGUCUUUCUCUACAGUUUGCUGGUGUGCUAUCUGAUCUAGUUCCAGCCCUUAAAGCUGCAGGAUCAAACCUGCUCUCACUAACCCUGGAAGGGAUUCGAGCUGAUGGACACACUCCUCUUCAGGAGCUGAUUCAGGCCUGUCCUAGACUCAACUCUCUCACUAUUCAUUUAGACCCACCCAGCACUAAUUGGGAGGGAGAUGAGGAUGAGGAUGUUGAAGACGAAAGCCUUUCUAAUCUGCCAUGUAUUCCACAUCUACGCUCUUUAACACUAAAUUUUUACUUGGAUGAAAGACAGAUGAAGCCUUCAUUAUGUUGGAGGUCUUUGAAAGGGGUGCUGUGGGCCCUUAUUAGAGGUGCUUCACUCCAGAAGCUGUCACUGAUUGCUGUUCCCUGUCGAUUGGAUCCUGUGUUCAAACUUGUUCUGGACAAUCCAGCUAAACCCCUUGGUGCCUUAGACAGUCCGCCACUGCAUUGCCUUAGAUCUGUUAGCCUGAACCGGUCAGAUAUCACAGUGGAGACAGUAUUGCGUAUUGUAAAUACUUGUAGUAGUCGCCUGUCCAGUUUGGAUUUGAGUGGCUGCUGGGCGAUGACAUUGAGCAAUAUAACGAAGUUACAAACCAAAGCCAAAAGGAGGCGCCAUACACUGCAAAUAACAUGGACAUGAUCUGGGAAAGGCCAUGCUGAGAUUGUAAAAGGACUUGCACUUACAAUUAAGAGUUGGGUUUAUGAUUUUGUUGAGUCAUUUUUAUGUUUGUUUCAUGAUGUCUUAUAUAUAUAGUUAUAUAUCAUAUGAAGCCAUUUAUUAUCACAUAGUUGUUUGGCUCCUUUUUAAAUCAUGAUAACAGAAAUCACCCAAAUGGCCCUGAUUAAAAGUUUACAUACCCUUGGAUGGUUUGGCCUUGUUACAGACACACCAGGUGACACACACAGGUUUAAAUGGCAAUUAAACGUUAAUUUCCCACACCUGUGGCUUUUUAAAUUGCAAUUAGUGUCUGUGUAUAAAUAGUCAAUGAGUUUGUUAGCUCUCACAUGGAUGCACUGAGCAGGCUAGAUACUGAGCCAUGGGGAGCAGAAAAGAACUGUCAAAAGACCUGCGUAACAAGGUAAUGGAACUUUAUAAAGAUGGAAAAGGAUAUAAAAAUAUAUCCAAAGCCUUGAAAAUGCCAGUCAGUACUGUUCAAUCACUUAUUAAGAAGUGGAAAAUUCGGGGAUCUCUUGAUGCCAAGGUCAGGUAGACCAAGAAAGAUUUCAGCCACAACUGUCAGAAGAAUUGUUCGGGAUACAAAGAAAAACCCACAGGUAACCUCAGGAGAAAUACAGGCUGCUCUGGAAAAAGACGGUGUGGUUGUUUCAAGGAGCACAAUACGACAAUACAAAAAUGAGCUGCAUGGUCGAGUUGCCAGAAAGAAGCCUUUACUGCGCCAAUUCCACAAAUGACAACACCUUGACAUGCCUCACAGCUUCUGGCACACUGUAAUUUGGAGUGACGAGACCAAAAUAGAACUUUAUGGUCACAACCAUAAGCGCUAUGUUUGGAGAGGGGUCAACAAGGCCUAAAAGAAUACCAUCCCCACUGUGAAGCAUGGUGUGAGCUCUAAAGGCACGGUGAAUCUUGUGAAAAUUGAUGGCAAGAUGAAUGCAGCAUGUUAUCAGAAAAUACUGGCAGACAAUUUGCAUUCUUCUGCUGAAAGCUGCGCAUGGGACACUCUUGGACUUUCCAGCACGACAAUGACCUUAAGCACAAGGCCAGGUUGUCCCUCCAGUGGUUACAGCAGAAAAAGGUGAAGGUUCUGGAGUGGCCAUCACAGUCUCCUGACCUUAAUAUCAUCGAGCCACUCUGGGGAGAUCUCAAAUGUGCGGUUCAUGCAAGACGACCAAAGAAUUUGCAUGACCUGGAGGCAUUUUGCCAGGACGAAUGGGCAGCUAUACCACCUGCAAGAAUUUGGGGCCUCAUAGACAACUAUUACAAAAGACUGCACGCUGUCAUUGAUGCUAAAGGGGGCAAUACACAGUAUUAAGAAUUAAGGGUAUAUAGACUUUUGAACAGGGGUCAUUUAAUUUUCUUCUUUGUUGCCAUGUUUUGUUUUAUGAUUGUGCCGUUCUGUUAUAAUCUACAGUUGAAUAUGAAUCCCAUAAGAAAUAAAAGAAAUGUGUUUUGCCUGCUCACUCAUGUUUUCUUUAAAAAUGGUACAUGUAUUUCCAAUUCCCCAAGGGUAUGCAAACUUUUGAGCACAACUGUAUGUAAACCCUGAUAUUACACCGCAUCAAUUUUUCUUUUAUAGCUGUGCACACAUCAUAUACACAUUGAUUGAUGGUCCUUAUACUAAGACCGAAAGUUUCCCCCAUACUUGGUACAGGUUGCCAGCUUGAACAGGGCCAUGACAAUUUACUUUCGGGUCGGAACCGGUGGCAACCUGCGAUAGGCGCAACAUCAGGACCAAUAUUACAGUCCUAUCAGAAGGGCAACUGUACCUUUUUGAUUGCAAUUCCUCCUCUUCUGAUUGCUUUUAUUUGUGAAAUUAAAAUGACAGUAAGCUGUCUAAUUUCAAUUAAUUAUCUCAAUAUUCACCCCAUUUUACCAAAACCUCAGAGGAAAAUUAGCGAAUUAGCGAUAAACACACAUUUCUGUAUGGAAAUGGCUUAAGGGUAGAUUUCUUUUGCAAUAAACCAAAACUUAUGCGACAAAGUGUUUUUUUAGGCGUGACAAAUGUUUAUGCAUUUUCACUUUGUCGAUAACAAAAUAGCGUGAAAAGUGGAUGGAAACUAGGCUACAGAUGUGUGACUUUCUUU